Molecule: messenger RNA, 1929 nt
Organism: Mesocestoides corti
Lineage: Eukaryota; Metazoa; Platyhelminthes; Cestoda; Cyclophyllidea; Mesocestoididae
Source: the annotation of a GenBank genome assembly
AUGGGAUCGCUAACCGCGCUGACAGCGGAGCUGCCGGUGACAUACGAUGGACCGUUUCAGACGCAUCUGGAAGCUAUUCGACUGCACAAGCGCAAGAAGACCUCGCACUACAGGCAGGUGAUGGAACGGGUCAUGUACCAGACCAAGAUCACGCCUGAGUGGCCGGUGACAGUGAAGAUUUUCGAAGAUCGGAUGGAAUUUUUCCCUCUGUAUGGCAGAAAGGUGCCGUUGAAGGUCUUGUACUUCUCCGACGUGAUGCACAUUCUCCCCUCGAAGGACUCGCAUCGCGUCCUGGUUCUGGCUAUCCCAGGAGACGAGGUGCACAAGAUUUGGAUUGUUGGGAUGCGGUUCCACACGGAGGAUCCAAUGCACGUGCUGGCGGAGCGUUCACAGAGGCGGCGUCUGCUCCUGACAACGUACGGUCCCUCGGACGCGCGGCAGUCUCCGAGACCGGAAGAAGUUGGUGAUCGUGGGACGAGACUCCAGUCCGCACCACCGGUCGCAGGGUCUUCGUCGACGUCCAUCGCGACCCCAAGCCUACCCACCGAGUCCCCUCAAGGAAUAUCGGAGCAUUAUGUUGACAUCGAGCACGCGCCGCCUCCAACACAACCACCGCCUCGUGGUCGAAAGAAACAAAACGUCAGCAAGCCAAGACGUCCGCGUCAUUCCGAAGACAUGGCGAAAAAAACCAUCAUUCCUAGCCCGGAGGGACCUCGUAGAGUUGCGACGACACCCGUGUUCGCACGCAGUCCUAGUCCGCAACUAAGGAGGCCUCGAAAUAGUGAGACCGUCAUUAUCUAUCCACACACCGACGAACCUCAACGAUAUGCGCGUUCACCUAUUGAUAUGUUGCCAUGUAAUGCCAUGACUACCUACGUGCACCAUCCUGGUGGACAGCCAAGACAGUCCAGGAGCAGACAGACCAAUCGCGAGACCGUAACCAUCUAUCCAACAGCUGAUGAACCCCUGUCGUUCGCGUCUCCACCGGAUGAAGAGUUGCCAGCAAAUGAUAUGACAAGCUUUACACACCAUCGCGGUGAACAACCAAGAGAGAGUCGAGGCAGCGAGAGAGGUUUUAGCUAUUACAGCACAGAAAUUCCUGCAAAAUCUCCCGCAAGGAUGAAGGGGUCUUUGUCGAGAAGACUUCGAGUGACGCCACUGGAAGAUGUGCUGCUGGGUGAUGACCCUCAGGAAGUGAAUGGAAGAAGCAGGAGCAGAAGGGGUUCGACGGAGCACGACAUAGACUUCGUGAUUUUGUGCGAGAGUGAUACGGACGAUGGCAGCACUGGGUCGGAACGGGACCUGGAAGGUGUGGAGAGAACCUGGAAGGUGGAGGACGACGACGACGAAUUGGCUCGGCAGUCGCCGGACCUGUGCCACGUGACCCUUCACAGCAGCUUCAGGAGUCUGCUGAAAGAGAGCGAGUUCAGGGACACGCGGGAGCGUGCUAGAAGCCAGCACAGUCGAAAAUCCGCGCGCAAAGUCGCAGUGUCGCCGCCGUGGUUUGGACGAAGUCUCACACGCAUCGAUGGGCUCCUCGACGUCACGAUCCACCAGUCACCGUCACGCGCCCAAAGCCAUCCAUGUUAUGACAGUCCGUCGCCAACUUCCACGAACACAGCCUCGAAGCGUGGACCUAUCCAUGGCUUCCUCUUGUCAAAGGAGGAGCUAGAUGACGAUCUUGAGACGACUGUUUCGCCACAAAUCAAGGCAGAUGACUUACGUCGAUCGCGAAGACAUCGAAGCUCAACACGAAGUCUGAAGCAGGACCCAACUGACAAGGAAGAGUUUAUCGCGAGACCAAAUCGAGUUGUUGCUGCUGCUGCUGUUGUUGCUGCUGCUGCUGUUGCCAAUGCCAAACGCCCUGCAAAAACGACCACCCUGAUCGCUGUAAAAGACAAUAAAGCCCGAAAGCUUGGCGUGGAUUGA